AUGGGACAUCCAGAGAAAAGCGAAUGGCUUAGAUCACAGCAAAAAAGUCAAAAGAAAUACCGUUUUAUAGUAGCAGCGAUCGGUAUCGUUGUAUUAUUAUGUGUUGUUGGAGGUGUAGGUUAUGCAUACUUAAUGAAAAAUAAAGGUGGCGAAAUCAAUAACAAUAUAGAUAUUUCGAAUGAUGAUAAAAAAUCAGGGGACCCGACGGCGAAUGGACAAACAUACUUAACAUGGGAUAAAAAACCCGUUAACUUAACCAUCACACCAAAUCCAGCGUUAAAGAAGGCUUUUUACGGUAUAAAUUACGGUCCCGUCAAUGCGACAUUUCCUGGGUGUACGAAUACUCUUGGGGAUGUUAUUGAGGAUGUUAAAUUGAUUUCUCAACUAACUAAUAGGAUCAGAUUAUAUGGUAUGGAUUGUCAUAUGUCCGAUUGGACCCUUGAAGCCAUCAAAUUGUUAAAAUUAGACAUGACCAUCGUCCCCACCAUUUGGGUUGAUGAUAAUGAUACGACUUAUAAACGUCAACAUGACACUUUAAUUGAUAUGGUGAAAAAAUAUGGAAUAGAUAAUAUUGAUGGUGUAUCAGUGGGUAACGAAGUUCUUUUUCGUAAAGAGGUCACACCAGAAAAAUUAUACAGAAGGAUGGCUGAUGUACGAAAAGAAAUCAAUUCGAUGGGAUUUAACAAAAAGCUUCCCGUAUUUACAUCGGAUUUAGGUUCAAAUGUUGAUGCCGCCUAUGUGGCUGCAAAUGAUAUCAUGUGGGCAAACGUGCAUCCUUAUUUUGGUGGUGUACCCGUUGAACAAGCCGGUCAAUGGACAUUUGACUUUUUCAAUGAAAAUGAUGUGAACCCUGCCAAAGCUGCAGGCAAAGAUGCCAUUAUAUCUGAAGUAGGAUGGCCAACCGCUGGCGCUUCUGAAAGUGCCGCUGUUGCCUCCAUACCUAACUUACAAACUUUCUUAAAUACUUUUGUUUGUGAUGCUAAUAAAUUAAAUACCAAGUAUUAUUAUUUUGAAACUUUUGAUACUCCUUGGAAAGAAAGAACUUGGACCAAAUUAGAAGGAAGUUGGGGUCUUUUCUAUGACGAUAGAUCCCUUAAACCUGGUAUCACCAUUCCUAAUUGUUUGGUUGGGUAA
Messenger RNA from Funneliformis mosseae, 1134 nucleotides. The record is from the annotation of a GenBank genome assembly. Lineage: Eukaryota; Fungi; Glomeromycota; Glomeromycetes; Glomerales; Glomeraceae.